AAGAUAACUGAACUAAAUGGACCAAAAGAACCUAACGGUGAUGACUGAAUUCAUUCUAAUCGGAGUCACAAGGCGCCCUGAACUGCAGCUGCCCCUUUUGGGGGUCUUCCUCCUCGUCUACAUGAUCACAGUGAUGGGAAACCUAGGCCUGAUCCUCCUGACCAAGGUGGACUCCCGCCUACACACGCCGAUGUAUUUUUUCAUCAGACACCUGGCCGUCAUUGAUCUUGGUAAUUCUACUGUCAUUUGUCCCAAGAUGCUGGUAAAUUUUGUUGUGAAUCAAAAUAUCAUUUCCUAUUAUGAAUGUGCCACCCAGCUGGCUUUCUUCCUUUUGUUCAUUAUCAGUGAGUUUUUCAUCCUGUCGGUCAUGGCCUAUGACCGCUACGUGGCCAUCUGUAACCCUCUGCUCUACAAUGUUAUCAUGUCCCCAAGACGUUGCCAUGUGCUUGUGGGUAUUCCAUACCUCUAUAGUACGUUUCAGUCCCUUAUGUUCACCAUUAAGAUUUUCACUUUGACCUUCUGUGGCUCUAAUGUCAUCAGUCAUUUCUACUGUGAUGAUGUCCCCCUGAUACCUAUGCUCUGCUCAAAUGCACAAGAGGUACAGCUGUUGAUCAUAAUGUUUUCAGCAUUUAAUCUGAUUUCCACCUUGUUGGUUGUCCUGCUGUCCUACCUGCUGAUUCUGAUAGCCGUAUUUCGAAUGCAUUCUGCUGAGGGCAGGAGAAAAGCUUUCUCCACAUGCGGUUCUCAUCUGACAGUGGUGGUUGUGUUCUAUGGGACCCUACUCUUCAUGUAUUUGCAGCCCAAAUCUGCUCAUUCAUUUGAAACUGACAAAAUGGCCUCAGUGUUUUACACUUUAGUCAUUCCCAUGCUUAACCCCUUGAUCUACAGCUUAAGGAACAAAGAGGUAAAAAAUGCCUUCCACAGGAUCAUUAAGAAUCCAUGAA
Loxodonta africana (African savanna elephant) is the source of this 944-nucleotide messenger RNA. RefSeq names its product olfactory receptor 8K5-like. Gene Ontology annotation, biological process: sensory perception of smell; G protein-coupled receptor signaling pathway. The transcript has a single exon. Gene Ontology annotation, molecular function: olfactory receptor activity; odorant binding; G protein-coupled receptor activity. NCBI's taxonomy places the organism in Eukaryota, Metazoa, Chordata, Mammalia, Proboscidea, Elephantidae. The record is from RefSeq and is a predicted model, not a curated record. Gene Ontology annotation, cellular component: membrane. The coding region runs from base 17 to 943 and encodes 308 amino acids.